Messenger RNA from Austrofundulus limnaeus, 2107 nucleotides. RefSeq lists its product as uncharacterized. Gene Ontology annotation, molecular function: GTPase activity. The record is from RefSeq and is a predicted model, not a curated record. The coding region runs from base 148 to 1503 and encodes 451 amino acids. The transcript has 12 exons. NCBI's taxonomy places the organism in Eukaryota, Metazoa, Chordata, Actinopteri, Cyprinodontiformes, Rivulidae.
GUGGCUGAAAUACGCCACAUCCCCGGGCUUCAGUGGACCGGGGUGAUUCAAACUGUUGUGAGACCGACUGUACGUGUACUUGUAGACUUUAGAGACGCCAUUAACAAGUCCUCCUAAAACAUACUUGGACUACCUCAAGGUGUAACCAUGUCGGGAAAAGUGAAGAGCAGAAAUGCCGCUAACGCAGACUCCAUAGCGGGCGGCGUGUCCUGUGAUGAGCGCAUCUUGCGGGAUAUUCAUCAGAUGUACACGGAUUCAGAGAGCGGGUUGAUUCAAGUGGCUGAAUCUGUUGGCGUGACGUUGCUGCCACCCAGGAAAAAAAUCACGGUGAUGCUGAUGGGCAACCACUCAGCUGGGAAAAGUUCCUUCAUCAAUUGGUAUGUGGAGGAGCACAUCCAGCGCACCGGAGUGGCCAUCGAGACGCAGGGCUUCAGUUUUGUUACAAGUGGCCGCAAGAGAGAAUCUCUCACAGGAAAUGCCACACUUCACUUAUAUCCACAUUUCAAGCCUCUGCARCAGUUUAAAGGUGUUACAGAGUAUCUGAGCACCGAGAUCUGCACGUCCCGGCAGAAACGGUUCAGCCUGGUGACGUUCGUGGAUUCUCCAGGUUUGGUAGACGGCGACAUGAAAUAUCCGUUUGACGUGGACGAGGUUAUCCUGUGGCUUGGUGACCUUUGUGACCUCAUUCUGGUCUUCUUUGACCCCAUGGGUCAGGCCCUCUGCAAGCGCACGCUCAACAUCGUGGAAAGCCUGAACGAGAAGCAUGGCGAGCGGCUGCGUUUUUAUCUGAGCAAAGCCGAUGAAGCCGGCGGAGAGUCAGACAGACAGAGAGUCAUGAUGCAGAUUGUGCAGGAGCUCUGCAAGCGGCCAGGACUCAACAAAUGUGGUUUCGAGAUGCCCACCAUCUACAUCCCCAACCCAAACAAGCCCAGCCGCUGUGUGAACCAGAUCGAGGACGUUUGUCGCACGAUCGAGAAAACCAUCAACCAGACGGUUCAGAAUACGCUCAACUCUCUGGAGAGGGAUUGUGAGCUGAUUGGCGAGGCCAUCGCAGACAAACUCAGUACUGACAGACAGACCAGUUUGGAGAACAGACGUGCGCGAUGUAAGAGCUGCUUCCUGACWCUGCUGGGCUUCAGCGUCCCGCUGGCCCUGUUGGCCCUGCUCGUUCUGGGCUCUUUGUCCCRGGAGCUGCUGGAGAUGACGCUGGGCCGCGAGGGCACCGAGGCCCUCUCUCUCUAUCUGACUCCUGUAGUGAAAAUAUUUGAGUCCCUGUCUGGAGAGCAGCAGAUUUACGUCUGCGGCGGUCUGGUCCUUUUUUCCUUCCUCCUGCUCAUCAUCGCACGCUUCACCUUCAGGACUCGUUCGACUCUUUCAGGCAAACAGAAACGGCAGCUUCAGGAGAAGCUGGAGUACGUUCAGGAGGUGGUGAAGAGCAAAAAGAAAAAGCUGUAUGAAGAGUAUUUACGUCAGAGUGUCAGCGAUCAAGACAUGGACUUGUGAGGGAAAAAGAGCUACGCAGAAGCAUUCCCAACAUGACCUGGGACCGUUUUUGCCAAGGUUUCACAACAAAUGACGAGUCACACAAAACCAGCUAAAGAUGGAUUUUUAUUUUCAUUCAGAGAAAUCAUCCAACUUCUUUAAAGCCUGUUAAUGACGGUGAAGCUGUUACWAUAACACAACCUGCAGAUGAGAUGAAUCUUGUUACUGAUUGUUUCUUGUGAGCACUUCAAUGCUURUAUCCUGUGCCUCUGUCUCACUCAAAUUCAGGUAAAAACCACUUUCAGAAAUAACAAAUAGGUUUUCCCAACUGUUUAUACAAACACUGAUUCCAUGAGUCACUUUGUAUGAAGACAUUUACCAGCAAUUUUUUUUACAUUAUUUUUGACUGAUUAUCAUGUCGUCACACUUCUGUAAUGAUCUAGUGUUCCUGAAUCAGUCAGUUUAUAGAAUAUUUAAUUUUAUUCACAGAUUUCGCAUGUUUUGGUUGUUUGUCAGCGAUUUAGAAACUUGCGUCAGUGACCAAUUCAACAGUUUAUUUUUUGUUUUAUGCCUUUAUUAUGACUGUUUUCAUUACAAGGGAAUAAAUACAUUUUUAAAAACUCAA